AUGCAAGCCAGAGUCCAAGAAAAUGGUGAUACCUCGGAUCCAUUCCAAGUGAGAAAUGGAGUGAAGCAGGGCUGCGUUCUUGCCCCGACUUUGUUCUCCAUCCUGUCUGCAGCAAUGCUGCUCGAUGCCUUCCACGAAUGCAACAGAGGAGUAUACAUCCGAUUUCGUACUGAUGGGAAACUUUUCAACCUGCAAAGACUCAAAGCUAAGACUAGAGUGUUCGAGGUCAUACUACGGGAUUUUCUAUUUUCUGAUGACUGUGCACUGGUUGCACACUCCCAUGAAGACAUGCAGUACAUAACAGAUUGCUUUGCAGUUGCCUGUAGACGAUUCGGAUUGACGAUCAGCCUCGGAAAAACCGAAGCCAUGUUCCAGCCCUCACCAUCACAGGCUGCCAAUGCACCACCACCUCCUUCCAUUAUCAUCAGUAAUACAGAGAUCAAGACUGUGGAUAAUUUCUGCUACCUGGGUAGCACCAUCAUGAGCAGUGAAUCCCUGGGCAGUGAGGUGAUGCUGCGCAUUGGAAAGGCGAGCGCAGCCUUCGGCCAGCUGACAAAGAGGCUUUGGCAAGACCGUGGAAUCCGCCUCUCCACUAAGAUUUCCGUGUACAGAGCUGUGGUCUUGAGCACACUUCUGUAUUGCUGCGAGACAUGGACCACCUAUCGCCGGCACAUCAAGCAACUAGAGCAAUUUCACCAACGAUGUCUGCAGAAGAUCUGUAACAUCAAGUGGCAGGACAGAGUGUCCAACCUUCAAAUCUUAGAGAAGUGUGACCUCCCAAGCAUUGAGUGCUUGAUCAUUAAGUGCCAACUGAGAUGGACAGGACACGUUAUCCGAAUGGAGGAUAGUAGAAUCCCGAAGAUGCUGCUGUAUGGACAGCUGAAAGAAGGACACCGCGACCAGGGAAGACCCUUCAAAAUGUACAAAGACACUCUGAAGGUGAAUCUCAAGAGGUGCAACUUUGACGUGAACUCCUGGGAAGCAACUGCUUCUGACAGAGCUCUUUGGACACACCAGCGUGCACAAGGCACAAAAGACUUCGAAGUCAACAGAUUAGCUGAAAUUAAGACAAAGAAGGAGAGGAGGAAACAGUGUUCCGCUUCUGUGGACUCCUUCCCCUGCAGCUUCUGUGACCGAUUGUGUGCAUCACGAAUUGGUCUUCAUUCCCAUAUGAGGACCCACCUCGGCAAUUGA
Molecule: messenger RNA, 1194 nt
Organism: Penaeus vannamei (Pacific white shrimp)
Lineage: Eukaryota; Metazoa; Arthropoda; Malacostraca; Decapoda; Penaeidae
Source: RefSeq, a predicted model, not a curated record